AUGAAGGGCAGGAAGCCGGCAAUCGCUGCUGCCGGAACUUUCUUUGGCCUGUUCACUUAUUCACAAGUAUAUCAGAAUGCGAUCUUUCCGCGCAUUACCCCGCCGUCGGAACAAUUGGAGGAGAAGAAUUGGGUCAACUCAUCCCGUUCAUGGCUAGACAGGAGAGUCUGCAAUUGGUUUGGGCUCUGUGGAUUGGCGCAUCUGAAUCAAGCGCAUUGGACAACAGCAGGCGGUGUGAACAUCCCAGCACCCAAUAACAACAAUGAGCACGAGAAGAUCGAUCUCAAGGAGUUUUUGGAAAGUGCCCGAAAACUCCCUGAAGACUGGAACCACAAGGAUAGUGAGGCGCAGAACGCAUUCGAUGAUAAGGACCGCGAGAUACCGCAGUACGUUUUAGACCAUGCACCACUCAUUCAUCUGUACUCUGGCGAGGAGUAUUGGCCUUGCGAUAUGGGGGAGCAUUUGUUUCACACCACACCGCAUCUAAAUUACACCCCUCUUCAGGCCGUUGACGAUCAUCCCACGCUCGACAACCUUUACGAGCUCAAUAAGUGGGGCCGCUUUGUGUAUUUGCAAAGUGACGACAAUGUAGAGGAUUACCCUGAAUGGUUGGGAGGCAAGAGUAACGUUCCUGAAGUCCCAGAUGAUCCAGAACCUGACGGCGAACCUGAACAAGGUGGCCAUUACGAGGAAGAUAAGGAUGGCGAGAAAUCCAGCUGGUUCAAUGUUGGCAUCGGUGAUACUAUGGAAAGAGGCGGCAUCCGUUCUACUGGAAUUGUUAACACCCGUGUCCCAGCGCCUACCGCUGUACCAACCAACACUCCAGAAGGCGAAGAGCUCGUAGAUGUGGCUGACGAGCCUUGGCAAUCCGAGCUUCGUCGGACGCUUCAGAAGCGAGGAAAGAAAGUCGUUGGAGGCAAGAGCGAUGCGCCUGCUGUGCUCAUUGUAGUGCCGAAAGAAAAUGGUGUUGUAGAUGCUUUUUGGUUUUUCUUCUACAGCUACAACCUUGGCAACUCCGUCUUCAACGUGCGCUUCGGCAACCACGUUGGUGACUGGGAGCAUACCACCGUGCGCUUCCAGGAUGGCGUUCCGAAGGCAGUGUUUUUCAGUGAGCAUAGCUUUGGAGAGGCGUACACCUGGGAUGCUGUAGAGAAGUCUGGCAAGAGACCUGUUGGAUUUUCUGCCACUGGUACUCACGCCAUGUACGCUACGUCCGGCGUCCAUCCGUAUAUUCUCCCAGGCGGUAUUCUCCAUGAUGUCACCGAUCGUGGACCACUUUGGGACCCGACCAAGAACAUGCACUCUUACACAUACGACUACAGAAGAGAUGAGCUUAAGAGCUCCAAUCUGACUCGAGAUUCACCCAUAGGCUUCUUCUACUUCAUGGGCCACUGGGGCGACAAGUUCUACCCUCUCAGCGACUCUCGACAGUACAGGUUCUUGGGGCAGUAUCACUACGUCAAUGGCCCGCUUGGUCCUCGCUUCAAAAACCUGGGGAGGAAGGAAAUUUGUCAGGGAAACGGCGAAUGCAUACUAAAGAAGUGGAUUGGCGAAAAAAAAUCGCGUCCAUAUGUCAAGCGAUAUCCACUUGUGGGUCAUGGAGAAGAGAUGAGCGAAGAAGACAUGCACCGCUUCGGCGUGAAAGAAGUCGCAUGA
Molecule: messenger RNA, 1656 nt
Organism: Paraphaeosphaeria sporulosa
Lineage: Eukaryota; Fungi; Ascomycota; Dothideomycetes; Pleosporales; Didymosphaeriaceae
Exons: 2
Coding region: 1-1656 (551 amino acids)
Source: RefSeq, a predicted model, not a curated record